AUGGAAAGUAAACAAAGGAUAUUUGUAUCCCAUCCUAUAAAUGUAACUCAUUUCUUCGGUAUUUCUUGAGGCUUUGAGACAAAUUUUUUGUUAUUACUUUAUCGAUACUUCUGAUCGUAAAAAAAAAAAUAAUAAAUAAACAGUAAAAAUAAGAAAACUAUACAAUUAACUAUCUUAUUUAAUUUAAAAGUGAAUUUAUUUAUGAAGAUCCUGUAGCAAAAAUCGACAAACGGACGAGUCGGAAAAAUCAAUAAUUUAUUUUUCUUUAAAACUGAAAAGAAAACGAAAAAAAAAAAACAAAAUAAUCACGAUGUUUGGUGACAUGUAGGAAGGAUAUCAUUUUCAUAGCUCAUCGUUUCAUUUACAAAUCGUGCUGUCGCGGAUUUGUGUGUUUUUGCAUUUUUGAUUCUUUUUUUUUUGUGUUGUUCAAGACAGACAAAAACCUCAACCAUAACUUAGCCAAGGAACAUUUUCCAAUGCGAGGUCAGUGUUUUUCUCUGCGAUUUAUGUGAAUGUACAUAAAAACAUUCGUUUUUUUUAAAGUGAUUUAUUGUAUCCUUUGUAUACAUAUAGUGUCUAUGUGUAGAGAUCUUGUUAUAGAUACUAUUUUACAUAAAAUCCUUGGUGCAAUUAUUUAGUUUUUUUUUUUUCGUUGAUUGCAAGUGCAAUAUUGUUUUGUGGUUUUUUUUUUUGUUUUGUUUUUGUUUUGAAAACCAGAGUUGAUGUUAUAAUGGAAGGAAAUGCUACUAAUUCAAUACAUAUCUAUAAUGGUAAUUGCUUAACAACAACAACAGCAGCAACAGCAAAAAAUUUAACAUCGUCGUCAGAAUCCACGCCCUUGAAUGAUAGAGAUAAAUUAGAUGAAAAGAUAUCAAAAGUAUGUCCUUCAAAAUCAACAUCAUUGUCGUCGUCGCUGGAAGGCACAAGCCCAUUGGGAAUGACGACAACGACGACAACACCAACGGACACACAGAAACCCAGAUGGCUGUCAUCUCUGCAUCAUCUCAUCUUUAUACUGACAUGUGCUUUAGCAGCGUUUGUUGUAUUCAGAAAUGUCCUAACAUGGCAUUUGCAAAGCUUCUGGGGAGCAUCCGGUGACUUUUGGCAAGCACAAUGGGACAAAUUCAUCAACAUAACUGGUGAGGAUCCUCUAGUACUAUGGGUAGUUGGAACAACCACAUUUACAAUGUUUGUUUACUGGCUAUUUGGCGGUAUCUAUACAUUCUUAGAUCUUACAAAUCGCCCCAGAUUCUUGAGGAAAUAUAAAAUUCAACCGGGCACAAAUGAACCAGUGGAUAGACAUCGAUUAACAAAGGUUAUUACAAGAGUUAUUGCUAAUCAAAUUUUUGUUGGCACACCAAUUGCUCUUUUAAGCUACAAAUUAAUGAAAUUCCGUGGUCUGACGUCUAUUCGUGAUCUACCGACAUUCCAUUGGGUGUGUUUCGAACUAACAAUGUGCAUUAUGAUGGAAGAAAUUGGCUUCUAUUACUCACAUCGGCUGUUGCAUAGCAAACAUAUCUACAAAUUCAUUCAUAAACAACAUCACGAAUGGACAGCUCCAAUUGCAGUUACAGCCAUUUACUGUCACCCGAUCGAACAUAUUUUCAGUAAUCUUUUCCCGCCUUUUUUGGGUGUUUUUGUCAUGGGUAGCCAUGUUGCCACUGCUUGGCUAUGGUUUUCACUGGCCAUUCUGUCAACUCUGAAUGCCCAUUCUGGAUAUCAUUUGCCAUUUUUCCCAAGUCCUGAGGCACAUGAUUUUCAUCAUCUUAAGUUCAAUAAUUGUUUUGGAGUCUUGGGAGUUCUUGAUCGACUACACGGGACUGACUCAAUGUUCCGAUCAACGAAGGCAUACGCAAGACACAUAAUGAUGUUGAGUUUGGUGCCACCGCGUGAAGCUUUCCCAGAUGAGUCAAAAUAAACCAAUAAAGGAUAAAAAAAAUUGGUGCAGCAACAAAUCAAAUAUUUUCAACAAAACUGAAGAUUUACGAGCAACAGAAUUAUUAGAAAAAAAAAACUGUAGAAACAAAUCACGAAAUUCACUGAAAAAACACGCGAGGGCAUUCAGUAGAUCAAUGAAGAACCCAACAAACAAUAUUCAUUCUAUAAAGCCUUACAGGAGCUACAUUACCACCUGUAAAGCUUUAUAGAAGCAAACUUGUUAUUCGGGAACACUCUAUUAUUUUUUAUUUUAAUUUUAUUCUUUAUUAUUUUAUAUUAUAUUUUUAAAUUUAAUCUCUAUUUAUUAUAUAUAAAAAAAUCUUUGGAAUGGAUUAUAAUAAGUGCGCGCAUGCAUUCAAAAUAAUAACAACAACAACACAACAAAAAAGUCAAUAUGGUGUAACUAUUUCCGGUGAUGUCUGUAAACACAAAUGUGAUAGAAAUGUUUUAAUUUUUUGUAAUUUAAAAAAGAAAUAAGAAACAAAAAAAACAAAUAAUAAUCGAUAUGUUAUCGUAUAUAUGUACGUAGUUUAAGGA
This is a messenger RNA of Episyrphus balteatus (marmalade hoverfly), 2475 nucleotides long. RefSeq names its product fatty acid hydroxylase domain-containing protein 2. The record is from RefSeq and is a predicted model, not a curated record. The transcript has 5 exons. Gene Ontology annotation, molecular function: C-4 methylsterol oxidase activity; iron ion binding. Lineage: Eukaryota; Metazoa; Arthropoda; Insecta; Diptera; Syrphidae. The coding region runs from base 731 to 1918 and encodes 395 amino acids. Gene Ontology annotation, biological process: sterol biosynthetic process.